AUGACGUUUUCGUUUUGGUGGAUUUUUACCUAUUAUUUCCGUUCCAUCAUAAAAUGGUUUUUAAGAAAAACAACAGGACUGUGUGAACUGCAAAGGAUAUGUUAUGGUGAAAUACCUGGAGCUCCAAGGAUUAGAAAAGUUGAGUAUUCAUUGUUUAUGUCCAAAUCACAUCAAGUAAAGCAACUUAUACAGCACUUAAACAGUAUAUCAGACAACAAUGGGUUCAUAGGUCCAAAUGAGUCCGAAAUAUUGAAUGGAGCUGUUAAAGUAGUGAUGUUAGUGAAGAAAAUUGAUCCCAAAAUACAUUUUCAAUUUGUUAAAAGCUUUGGAAAGUGUGUAGAGCAAAUUUGGGGGUACAGGCAACUUAUUGCUGAAGCAGAACAACUAAGAACAAUGAAUUAUGAUUCGGAUGAUCCUGAACAUGAGGCAAAGCUGCAAAAUUUGUGGAUGAAGCUUAAACCUAAUGAGAAAUUAGAAGGUCGAAUCACAAAACAGUGGCAGGAAAUCGGUUUCCAAGGAGAGGAUCCAAAAACUGAUUUUAGAGGAAUGGGGCUUUUAGGUUUAGAAAACUUACUGUAUUUCUCAACAGUAUACAGCUCAGCAGCUCAACAUGUUUUAGGACAUUCCUACCACCCUGUGUAUGGGUAUUGUUUUGCCAUUGUUGGCAUUAAUCUCACUAGUUUAGCUUGGACUUUGUUAAAAGAGGGCAGUGCAAAGACUUACAUAUAUAACAACUCUGCGGGUGCUCCUUCAAUUAAAUUAUUUCAUCAGUUUUAUAGUUACCUGUUUUAUGAGUUUGACAGAUUUUGGAUGGAUUGUAAGCCUAAGGACAUUAUGGAGUUUUCUAAUAUUAAAAAUAAGUUCGAGGAUAAUGUUAGGAUGAUUCUCCAGGAUCCUACAGCAGAUUUUAGAAUAGGUGUUACAGUUGACAAUGUGUAA
Messenger RNA from Diabrotica balteata, 939 nucleotides. NCBI's taxonomy places the organism in Eukaryota, Metazoa, Arthropoda, Insecta, Coleoptera, Chrysomelidae. The record is from the annotation of a GenBank genome assembly.